AUGCCUGUGUUCCAAUCCAAAACCUUUCGUCGGACAGCUACAGAAUCAUCGUCCCUCGGUGAGCGGCUCGGUGCGUUCUACCGAGCGCGACUAACUCGACACCCUUUCAUUCUUUUCGGACUCCCAUUCAUGGCCGUUAUUGUAGCUGGGUCAUUUGCCUUGACACCUGCUGCUGCUCUACGGUAUGAGCGGUAUGACCGCAAAGUCAAGCAGCUCAGUCAAGACGAAGCAUUUGAUCUCGGACUCAAAGGUCCUGACGGGGAAGAGGGAAUCAAACGCAACCCGCGGAGGAGAAUUAUUGGCGACGAAAAAGAAGAAUACUACAGACUCAUGGCCAAAGACCUCGACCAAUGGGAGCAGAAGCGAGUAGAACGAUUCAAAGGUGAACCAGACGGAAGGCUACCAGAAACUGGAGUUGUGGAAACCAACCCGCCUGCCAUGACAGGCCCAGGACGCUCACCCUCCUCACCUUGGGUACAAAGUGCGCAAGGUGGUCAUCAUGAUGGUACCACACAGCCCUUCCAAUCUGCCAUGUCGCCAUCAGCCACGGGCAUGAUUUCGAGCGCGGCUUUUGCAGAAAGAUCAAGCCCCAAUUAUUUUGGCAUGGCUGUGCAAAAUCCCAACAAUUCACAGAAUCCCAACCCAGGUCUGUCCGUGCAAAAGAACUGGGGCACAUUACCCCAUACGCAAGCUCUGUCGAGUCCAAAAUUGCCAGUGUUUUCUCAGGAAUCGGUAUCUGCAGGGUUGAAGAAUAUGUUGAAGACUGAGCCUGAAACCAGCCGCAUACGCCGGGAAUCAGCAUUGCAUGGAUCUUCCCCCUCCCAAACGACUUCAUGGUCAGCGCCUUCGGCCUCACAUCCGCUGGGAAAUUUUUCAUUUGCGCAGCCCAACGGACCAAAGCUUCCAACCAGCAAGAACUUAGCACCCACCUCACAAGGAGUCACACCCGCGUCUUUUCCCUGGGUAUCAGCCGAACGCUGCGCGGAACUUCUUGAAUCAUCUCAGUCAAAUAUCAUGCUAUUCGACGUUCGCCCAUUUGCUCAUUUCAGGCAGGCCAAUAUCAAAGGAUCACUCAAUUUAUGCAUCCCCACUACACUACUCAAGCGCCGAUCAUUCGAUACUCAGAAACUUGAGGGCACCUUCACAGACGACGCCGACAAACAGAAUUUCGCUCGUUGGAGAAAGUGCGACACGAUCAUAGUCUAUGAUUCCGCCGCGGCGGAUUCGAAGGAUGCAGCGCCUCUCUUGAACCUUCUCAAUAAAUUCCAGGCUGAAGACUGGAAGGGAGAUGGGUUGAUCUUACAAAACGGAUUUCGAGGUUUCUCGGCCCGGUUUUCACAUUUGAUUCAGAAGUCACAAACGCAGACGACCGGGUUAUCCUCUAAACGUCCCUCUCCCAUGAGAAUCAAUUUACAAUCUGUUGCCCCUGUAGUGGGUGGCUGUGCCCUACCAGAAUCAACCUCUGCCGCCAAUCCAUUCUUUGGAAAUAUCCGACAGAACAUGGAUCUCCUCGGAGGUGUCGGACAAAUUCCUUUGAAACAGCCCGACCGAUUGACCGAAGAAAAGCGACAGCAGCUCCCUCCCUGGUUGCGGGGCGCUUCCGACAUCAGGGAUCAAGGGCAUAUUGUCUCGAACAAGUUCCUGGUUUUGGAAAAAACAGAGUUAGAACGCAUGAAACAGGCUUUAACAUAUGAAGGGCCCUCGGCUGAUACCGACGGUGGCCCUAAGAAAUAUCGCGUUGCGGGGAUAGAAAAAGGCACGAAGAAUCGUUAUAAUGAUAUUUACCCAUUCGAUCAUUCCCGUGUCCGACUCGAGGGAAUCCCACCUGGGGCCUGUGAUUAUAUCAAUGCAACUCAUAUUUCCGCCGAAUUUACCAAUCGGAAAUACAUCGCUACUCAGGCUCCCGUUCCUGAUACAUUUGAUGACUUCUGGCGCGUGGUAUGGGAGCAAGACAUUAGACUCAUCGUUUCCCUCACUGCAGAGGUUGAGCGGGGACAGGUGAAAUGCCACCGAUAUUGGGAGUCGGGAAAAUAUGGACCAUUUGAGGUGAAGGCCUAUUCGGAAAAGCACAUCUAUAUCGAACCCAUGGUUGGCAGCCCCAAGGCAUCGACUGAACGAUCUGAUGGCACAAACGAAAACCCAGUCAUCACUGUGCGAAACUUCAGUAUCUGCCAUACAUCAUUUCCCUUCCAGCCGCUUCGCGAUAUCACCCAGCUCCAAUAUCCUUAUUGGCCCGAUUUCGGGACAACGUCGCAGCCUACCCACCUUCUCCAUUUGAUUGAGCAAUGUAACAAGGUCAUCCGUGCCACCAGCAACUCCAGCUUUAGUAGCCAGCAACCAGAACCGAAAGGUCAACGGCCAGUACUGGUGCAUUGCAGUGCGGGCUGUGGGCGUACGGGAACCUUCUGCACUGUCGAUAGUGUCUUGGACAUGCUGAAACGGCAACGUGUGCAGGCUAUCGACGGUGGCGGCCUGGACCAGAACCCCAGCGGAUCAACCGAGUGGAUGGGGGAUUUCAAUCUUGACCUAAUUGCAAAGACGGUGGAAGAUUUCCGGAGGCAAAGACCGAGCAUGGUACAGAACCUGAGUCAAUACGCACUCUGCUAUGAGAGCGUGCUCGAAUGGCUCGUUUCUCAGAUGAAGUAG
Messenger RNA from Penicillium coprophilum, 2646 nucleotides. RefSeq lists its product as uncharacterized. The record is from RefSeq and is a predicted model, not a curated record. Lineage: Eukaryota; Fungi; Ascomycota; Eurotiomycetes; Eurotiales; Aspergillaceae. Gene Ontology annotation, biological process: protein dephosphorylation. The coding region runs from base 1 to 2646 and encodes 881 amino acids. Gene Ontology annotation, molecular function: protein tyrosine phosphatase activity. The transcript has 5 exons. Gene Ontology annotation, cellular component: mitochondrial membrane.